Messenger RNA from Carassius auratus (goldfish), 2643 nucleotides. Its product is annotated as volume-regulated anion channel subunit LRRC8E-like. Bases 94 to 2508 code for a protein of 804 amino acids. Gene Ontology annotation, molecular function: protein binding. The record is from RefSeq and is a predicted model, not a curated record. Gene Ontology annotation, cellular component: cytoplasm. The transcript has 2 exons. Lineage: Eukaryota; Metazoa; Chordata; Actinopteri; Cypriniformes; Cyprinidae.
CAGCUGAACUUCACAAGUCAAUAUAAGUCCAUUUUCAUGUGAUAUUUACCUAAUUUUUCAGUCUGGAUCGGUGUUUCCCUGGCAGGUGUGGAGAUGAUUCCUGUGAAUGAGAUCCGGAGCAUCACGUCGGAGCAGAACCCUCAUCUCCGGGUCCUGAAGCCCUGGUGGGACGUCCUGUCGGAGUAUCUGGGCGUCACCAUGCUGAUGAUCGGGGUGUUCGGCUGCACGCUUCAGCUGACCCAAGACAAGAUAUCUUGUCUGCCGAACCGAUUCCCGGAUCUCUCCGGCGGAGAGCGAGACUGCAGUCACCUGCGGCAGGAGAACCAGAGUCUGUGGGAGUUCUCCAUCACCAAACACCUCGGUCCGGACGUCGUGGAGGUGUUCGGCCGGAAGAACGGUCUGGAUAUCCACCAGUACGAGUUCGUCAACCACUUCUGCUACGAACGGGCCGUGCACUGGUACGGAAAGUACUUCCCUUACCUAGUGGUCAUCCACAGCAUGAUCUUCAUGGUGGCCAGCAGCUUCUGGUUCAAGUUCCCAGGAACGUCGUCUAAGAUCGAGCUGUUUGUGACCAUACUGAGGAAGUGCUUCGACUCUCCCUGGACCACGAGAGCCAUCAGCGAAGUCUAUGAAGAACGACGAGAGGAGAGGAUGGUCGUGUGGAGGAAGAACACAAUGACCAAAUCAGCCGCAGACAACAACGACGACAUGGUGUCUCUGAUCCGAUCUUCCAUAAAGUCCGGCUCGGAGCAGAAAUCAGCAGAACCGCAGCCGACCGCGUCGCUCUUGGAUAAGAAGGAAGGUGAGCAGGCCAAGGCCCUGUUUGAGAAAGUCCGUAAGUUUCGGACACACGUGGAGGCGGCGGAUCUGCUUUACUUCAUGUACGUGCUGCAGACGGCGCUGAAGGUCUUCAAAUUCGCUCUGAUCACAGUUUACAGCGUGGCACUGGUCCCUAACAUCCAGAUCGUGGUGAUGUGCUCGGUGCCUCCAGAUCUGACGGGGUUCAGUGUGUUCUGCUGUAACUACAAUAAAGCACACCUGUUCUCUAAAUUAGCCUACUGCUACAUCUGCUUCGUGGGAGUGUACGGACUGCUGUGUGUUUAUUCACUUUACUGGCUGUUUCACCGACCGCUGAAAGAGUAUUCCUUUGAGGCAGUGCGCUUGGAGACGGGAAUAAACGACAUCCCGGAUGUUAAAAAUGACUUUGCAUUUCUGCUGCACCUCAGUGAUCAGUAUGACGCCCUGUACUCCAAACGCUUCGCCGUCUUCCUCUCGGAGGUCAGUGAAUGUCGCUUACGGCAGCUCAACCUCAACCUGGAGUGGACGGCCGAUAAACUCCGCGCUCGUCUGUCACGCAACGCCUCCGAGAGGCUGGAGCUCGCUCUGUUCCUGCUCCCAGGGUUACCCGACACUGUCUUUGAGAUCUCCGAGGUCCAGUCGCUCAAACUGGAGCUGAUCAGUAACGUGACGAUCCCAGGAACCGUAUCACAGCUUCCAGCCUUACAGGAGAUGGUGUUGAUCCACAGUCCGGCCAAGCUCCAGCUGGAGGCCCUCAGUCAUCUGCGUGAGAACCUGAAGGUUCUGCGGUUGGGCUUCGAGGGCCCGGAGCAGGUUCCGCUGUGGAUGUACAGCUUACAGAGUCUGGAGGAGCUUCACCUGAGCGGCGCUCUGAGCAGUGAGUUCUCCCGCGGUCCGGCGCUGGACUCUUUACGUGAGCUGAAGAACCUGCGCCUGCUGACCUUACGCUGCAAGCUGACCAAGAUCCCGCCCAGUGUUGUGGAUGUUUGCGGUCAGCUCCUGCGACUGUGCGUUCACAACGAGGGAACCAGACUCCAGGUCUACAACAGUCUGAAGAAGCUGGUGAACCUGAGCGCUCUGGAGCUGACGGGCUGCGGUCUGGAGCGGAUCCCCAGCGCCGUCUUCAGUCUGUCCCUCCUGCAGGAGCUGGACCUUCGAGAGAACCGCCUCACCACCGUGGAAGAGAUCUUGAGUCUGCAGCACUGUCGUCGUCUGACCGUCCUCAAGCUCUGGCACAACCACAUCUCCUACAUCCCCGAGCACAUCAGCAAGCUCCGCGCCCUGGAGACACUGGACCUCAGCUGGAACAAGAUCCGCAGUCUUCCGCCGCGCCUCUGUUACUGCACCAAACUCCGACACCUGGACCUUUCCCACAACCAGCUGGCGUCUCUGCCCUCGGAGAUCGGCAUCCUUCAGAGUCUGCAGUUCCUCUCGCUGGCCUUUAACUCUCUGGAGAGUCUCCCCGAGGAGCUGUUCUCCUGUAAGAGGCUGAAGGUGCUGGCGCUGGGGAAUAACAGCAUCUCCUCGCUGUCUCCUCGGGUCGGGAAUCUGGCUCAGCUGCUUCGGCUGGAGCUGAAGGGAAACCGUCUGGAGUCUCUGCCUGUGGAGAUCGCCGACUGUGUCUCGCUCAAACUGACCGCUGUGAUCGUGGAGGACAGUCUGAUGGACCUUCUGCCUCCAGACGUGAAGGACAGGAUGAAGCACAGAUAAUCACAGCACUAGAGCAUUCACACUUUUUUAAAAUAACUUUUACACUUUUCUAAAUAGACUGUCCUGUGAUUUAUGUGAUGACAUUAGCUAUAUGUAAUGCACAGUUUGUAGUAUUGCAUUAGAAACGAGUGAUGG